AUGACUUCUGGUGAAACUCAGCACUUUGAAUCUAAAUCCUUCAUCCAGAGGGAAUCUGGUGCGAUUCAAGAUGCGGAUUUAGAGUCUAGCAUCGACUGGUCUUCUUCUUAUCUCGAAUAUCACGCUUCUGGUUCUGGAGAGCAUAAAGAAAUGAAAAGUGAGUCUGAAACUAGUGUGCGUCAAUUACUUUGCUUUUUAGGGUACCGGUAGUUGACAACAAACUAUUUUCAUCCAUGCUAAAUGCGUUUAACCCGGGAAACUAUCAGUGUUUUCUAGAAAAAAACAUUUUGGACACCUAUACUGGAAAAUAUCAAGACAGCUUAUCGGAACUCGCAGCAUUUUUCUAAUAAAUCAGUUAAUACACUCUGUCUCAUUCCGGUGUGUUUGCCUUAUCUCACGUACAAGGCAUUGAUAAUUUAUGGUUAGUUACGUCACAAAUACGUGCUUGACUAGAGAGGACAAGCGUUGAUGUAUUCCCAACACUUUAGUCAUAUUUCUUCUUUCAUAACUUGUCAACUAUUUCCUGUCGCCUCUCACGAUAUAGAGCCUAAAAUUUAUGAUGAAUGGGAGUUUGAGGAUUCUGAUUCUAAUUCUGGCCCUGGCUCUUCUCCGAAACCCACGCGGCCUCGACAUAUUCAAACUAAAAGUGGUGCUAAAUGGGUCACUGAUGACCCCGGAGAUACCCAACAGGACACUGAAACCCACCUGGGAUCUGAUCAAGAGCCACCUACAGAACCAGGAUCUGAUAUUCGCUGGAUUGGUUUGUCCUUGGCUCACAGAAAAAGCUAUGAGGAAAGAGUAAGUGUUGGGAAAGGAGAUAACAAAAAGGAGAAAGAAAAAGGAGUUGGCUUUUCCAUCAUCAUAACCUCCGUGGUCGGAGGAGUAUUUCUGUUUCUUCUGACGAUUUCUCUCCUUGUGUUUACAUGGUAUGUACAACUUACAUGAAAAUCAAUCUUUAGCAACCACACACCGUAAUCAUUUGUUUGAUUAGUGGUCUUGAUAUGUUUGGCUUGGGUUGGAUGUACUACGAAAUGUCGUUACUCACCAGGCAUCGGUUGUUCGAAGUUUGAAUAACACUAUAUCCACAGGAUUAGUCUCUAUCCAUAGCGAAUAGCGCAGAAGCUUUUGAUAACACUCAUCCACUAGGUAGUUUUUUGUCCGUUGGAUAACGUUAUCUGUCCCUUCAGCAAAUGGGCCCUAGCUCUUUGGAGGGACAUAAUUGGUAACCAAUCUCUAAACGAAAGAAAAUACGUAAGGUCAGUGCUUUAUCUACAAUUUGACCUUUCUUCUCACAUAAUCACAAAGAGUCUGAAUCUUUCUGUGUUUCGCUUUCAACCGAUUAUAUUUCCCGUACCGACUCUGAAGAUGGAGUUAGACGAUAACGGAACAGUAGGUCGGUGAUGAUCUAAUUAUUCUCGUAGCUGAAGACAAGGUUCAUAAACUUUAUUUUCUUACUUCCAGGCCUAUAAGGAAAUACUAUGAAUACAAGUACACGACUAUGAGAACUGGUAAUGCUAACACUGGUCAAGAUGGCGAGGAAGAACUCACGAGCAUCAGAGUUGAUAGCAGUCAUCCUUCAGCGGCUGAAUAUCCUGCAGGCUAUUACUACUAUUUCUAUCCUCAGGAAGAACCUAUUCCCGGUCCUGAUCAAACCUCAGGUAUAAAAAUAAACUCUCUAUCACAGUCAUUUUAAAGGUUUAUGGCUUAAGGCCGGAAAAGCUAGCUGGGCUUUAAGGGGAGGAAAUACGAAAAUUCACACGACUGAGAGAUUUACAAUUGAGAGAGGGCAAAACGGGUGUUAGAGAGUGCCGGUGGUGGACUAUCCAGCGUCUUAAUAAAUUUAUUAUUAAAUCGUAUUCUUUCUAGGAAAGCAGAAUACGAUAAUUAUUGUAUUAAUGGACAUGCUUGUACUAGUAGGGGUGGCGAGAUAAUGUGAGUUUUACAUCCUCGAAACGGUGGCGCUCAAUUCUCGAGCUUAGAGUCGCUUGUGGGAUUAAUUUGAUUCUGAGAUUCUUUCUUCAAAGAAUGUUUGACCAAAACCUCCGGUUUUUCUAUCUUUUGGAGAACUAACAGUUUCUAAUAUCGAUUCGAACGGGAAACAGCUGACUAAGAAUCAGAUUGUAGGAUAUUCUAGCACAAGAAUCUUAUAUGGUUCAAUCUGAGGGAAGUGAAUCGGUUUGUUAUAUCUGCACUCUUUCCUUUUUACUUCCUUUAAGAAACAGAUGAAUAUUUGGUGGCCUCGACAAAUGACUACGUGGGUACGGCAGUUCCCCAGGGUGCGGCAGUCCCGGAUGAUACAGAAGUCCCCCAGGUAACGGAAGUCUCCCAGGGUAUCCAUGACAAAGUGAGAACGACCAAGGAUGUGAUUAAAGACGAUAGGCAAAGAGAUUUCCGGAAUGCUGAAAGGAGAAAGAUCAUCAAACGCCAUACCUCUGAGAGGAAAAAUUCCCUUCUCGACAGCUUGACGACAGCGAAAUUAUUGAUUUACGGCCAUUCUAAGAACAAAGAAUUUGAGAAAAAGGCCUCUGAACGGCGCCGUGUGAUAAAAUGUUGUGAAUCAGAACUUUUGCCGCAGAGUAUUACGUUUGCUGACGAAAUUCAGACCGCAUAUUCAGUGAUUGUGCCAAAAUGGAACCACAGAGAGAGCUUGAGAAAGUCAAAAGAGAAGUGCCAGGCAAUGAAGAAUCAGUUUUCUUGCAAGAGGAAACCAUCACUGGCGGAGGAAAUUAAAUUUGCGAGGGAGAUCAUCGUGGACAGUGAAAGACGAAAGUAUGAAAUUCCAGCUGCUGUUAUCGAGGAGGUUGGUAUCCCUCCCGGGGGGGCACGUACAUCCUAG
Molecule: messenger RNA, 2836 nt
Organism: Pocillopora meandrina
Lineage: Eukaryota; Metazoa; Cnidaria; Anthozoa; Scleractinia; Pocilloporidae
Source: the annotation of a GenBank genome assembly